Chelmon rostratus (copperband butterflyfish) is the source of this 2874-nucleotide messenger RNA. RefSeq names its product serrate RNA effector molecule homolog. The record is from RefSeq and is a predicted model, not a curated record. Gene Ontology annotation, cellular component: nuclear body. NCBI's taxonomy places the organism in Eukaryota, Metazoa, Chordata, Actinopteri, Chaetodontiformes, Chaetodontidae. Gene Ontology annotation, molecular function: nucleic acid binding. The transcript has 21 exons. The coding region runs from base 98 to 2692 and encodes 864 amino acids. Gene Ontology annotation, biological process: mRNA processing; primary miRNA processing.
UUGGCUCGUCGUGAUCUCGGACUGGCGGCAGGACAGUUGUGUUGUUAGUUCAGGAGCUUUCCUCUCGGUGCUUUUUAAGAGACAGAGCUGCAGUCCAAUGGGAGACAGCGAUGACGAGUUCGACAGGAGGAGGCGGGACAAAUUCAGGAGAGAGAGGAGCGACAUGGAGCGGUCCAGAGAGAGAGAGGAGAGGAGGAGGGACGACUGGCCCGACAGGGACUGGGACCGCGGCAGAGACAGGAGGAGGGAUUACGAUCGUGGUCGUAGAGAGAGAUUUUCUCCGCCCCGACACAUCAGCCCUCAGCACAAACGCAUGAGGAGAGACUGGGACGACCACCGGGGGGAGCCAUACCGGUACGACCUGCCGUACGGAGGAGGCGGGGCUCCGUUUCCGGCGGCGGGGCCUCAGGGCUGGCACCCCGACCUCCCCCACCUUCACCCACACCAUGGAGGUCACCCACUGCAGGGCAGGUUGGGGCUGGUGGAUCCAGAUCUCCCGCCUCCUGGUCCUCCCACCAUGAGGAGCUUUAAGGAGUUCCUGUUGAACAUGGAGGACAGCGUGGACGAGACGGAGUCGGUGAAGCGCUACAAUCAGUACAAACUGGACUUCAGACGACAGCAGCUGCAGGACUUCUUCCUCCAGCACAAAGACCAGGAGUGGUUUCGCUCCAAGUACCACCCCGAUGACAUCACGGCGAGGAAGGCAGAGUCUCUGGCCGCCCUCAAAACCCGGCUGGGCGUCUUCCUCUUCCUGCUCGACAACAACUGGCUGGAUAACGUGUCGCUGGACAUGGACCACGCCCCCGCCAUCAUCAAACUACUGGACGCAGCCGUCAUAAAGAUGGAGGGAGGUACAGACUUUGACCUGCAGGUCCUGGAGGUACCGUCUGCUCCCCCGGUGGCCGGCGGCGAGGCGAGCGGCAGCGGCGGCGGAGGAGCUGGGGAGAAGAGUCAGGGAGAUCCCAGCGGAGGGAGCGCGGGCGGUCAGACCGGCUCGGAGUCAACGGGGAGUCGGACAGAAGAGACGACCGGCGGAGAGACGAAGGCCUCCGAUAAGGACUGUGAAGAGGAAGCCAAGCAGAACGGAGAGGAGAAAGACGAGGAGGAGGAGGAGGAGGAGGAGGAGGAGAAGAAGAAGGAACAGGAGAAGACGAAGAAAGGCAGGAAGAGGAAACGCAGCGUGUCAGCUGACAGCGGCGAGGGCAGCGCCUCAGACUCCGACUCCUCCCACUCUGAUGGAGAGAAGGAUGAAGACGAGGAGAAGGAGGAAGAGGAGGAGGACGGAGAAGACGAGCGUCGUAAAGAGCGAGGGAAGGACAGAGAGAAGGAGGCUCCAGCGAAGCCCCGCCCCCUCCACCUCACCACUUCCUUGUUCAUCAGAAGCAUCCCGCCGGAGGUGUCCAAGGACGAGAUCACUGCUUUGUGUCGCAGGUACCCGGGCUUCCUGCGGGUGGCGCUGUCAGACCCUCAGCCUGAGAGGAGGUUCUUCAGGCGCUGCUGGGUGACGUUUGACCGCAGCGUGAACAUAAAGGAGACGUGCUGGAACCUGCAGAACAUCAGGCUCAGGGACUGUGAACUGUCCCCGGUGGUCAACAGAGAUCUGUGCCGCCGCGUUCGCACCGUCAACGGUCUGACCCACCACAGGCCGGUGGUGAGGAACGACAUCCGUCUGUCGGCCCGGCUCGUCCACAGUCUGGACCAGAGGGGGGAGCUGUGGGCCGGACAGAUGGAGACCAACCCCGUUCUGAAGAACAUCACAGAUUACCUGAUAGAGGAGGUGAGUGCUGAGGAGGAGGAGCUCACAGGGGCCUCGGGGGGCAACGGUGAAGAUGCAGGCGACGGCAAAGACCCCUCCUCCUCGUCUGAGGUUACCGUGGAGACAGAUGACAAGCUGCUGAAGGUGCUGGACAGACUGCUGCUCUACCUGCGUCUGGUUCACUCUGUAGAUUAUUAUAACUUCUGUGAGUAUCCUGCGGAGGACGAGAUGCCUCACCGCUGUGGACUGAUCCACGUACGAGGACCCCUGCCUGUCGCCAAGAUCACUGCAGCCGAGGUGAGUGAGCAUCAGAGAAUGUGUGAGGAGCGUCUGGCUCCUCUGCUUUCUCCUUCAGAGACUCUGAGUGAAGAAGACGCUUCCAGGCUGGGAAAGAAAGAGCCGGAACAAGAGGUGGAGAAGUUCCUGUCAGCGAACACUCAGGAGCUCAGUAAAGACAAGUGGCUCUGUCCUCUGAGCGGGAAAAAGUUCAAGGCUCCGGAGUUUGUGCGUAAACACAUCCUGAACAAACACGGAGACAAGGUGUCCGCCGUCAGACAGGAGGUUGAGUUCUUCAACAACUUCCUGCUGGAUGCCAAGAGACCCGCCUUACCUGAGAACAAGCCCCUCCCACCACCAGCACAAGCCGCUCCCCCCGGUAUGCCAGGAUUUCCUGCUCAGUCACCGCAGCAGCAAAGCCUUCUGGGAUAUCCUCCUGGAGUCAGACCUCCCAUGCCCGGCUUCCCUGGUGGUGCCCCUCCCUACCCCCCCAACCAGUUUGGGGCGGGGCGUGGUAACUACGACAACUUCAGAGGUCAUUUAGGAGGAGGAGGAGGGUUUCCUGGGAAACAGCGAAACAGCAGGGGCGUGCGAGGGGACCCCCGGUCCAUCAUCGAGUACAGAGACCUGGACGCUCCAGACGACCUCGACUUCUUUUAGACGCGACGUGAAACCACAGGAUGUUUUUUUAAAACUUUUUUAUUCCUACAUUUCCCAUGAUGCUCCACGUCGGCCAUCUUUGGUUGUGUGUUUGUUUUAGUUAGGUGUGUGUCAGUCAGCAGGACCAACGUACUGUCGUUACUGAACAUGUGAUUCCACUUUCCAAUAAAGAUUCAGGAGGA